Molecule: messenger RNA, 696 nt
Organism: Cordyceps fumosorosea ARSEF 2679
Lineage: Eukaryota; Fungi; Ascomycota; Sordariomycetes; Hypocreales; Cordycipitaceae
Product: Methyltransferase type 11
Exons: 1
Coding region: 1-696 (231 amino acids)
Molecular function (GO): S-adenosylmethionine-dependent methyltransferase activity
Source: RefSeq, a predicted model, not a curated record
AUGGCUGCACAGGCCAAAAGCAUGACAACAGACCCCAAUAUUGAAAUUCGACAGGCCCGAGCAGAAGAUUUGUCUUUUUUACCAGACCACUCUGUUGACCUGGUGGUGUCGGGCCAGGCAGCGCAUUGGUUCGACUACAGCAAGGCGUGGCCUGAGAUUGCUCGCGUGGUCAAGCCAGGAGGGUCAAUGGUGUUCUGGGGCUACAAGGAUAAUGUGCUACUGGGUCACUCAAAGGCGAAUGCGAUUUGGGACAGGUAUAGCUACGGCGAGGAUGAAGUCGCGCCGGGUAUCGAGAGCAUGGGCCGUCACUGGGAGCAACCCGGCCGAAACAAGGUGCGAAGGCUGCUCGCAGACGUUGUCCCGCCUUCGGAGCAAUGGGAAAAUGUGCAGCGCAUCCUGUACGAUGUCAAUGCCGACGCGACCGAGGCAGAUACCGCAGACGCGUUGAUGUUCCAGGAGACCACUCUGGGCGGCUUUGAAAGCUACGUGCGGACGGCGAGCAGCUAUGUUGGAUGGCAACAGGCGCACCCGGAGCUGCGGAGCCGAGUAGACGGCGGACCAGGUGACAUUGUGGACAUGCUCAUGGACGAGAUUGUUGCGUCGGAAGCGACGUGGAGAGAGAUGGGGGAGAGCUGGCGAGAUGCAAAGGUAAAGACGGUCUGGGGCUCGUAUAUCUUGAUGGCGAAGCGCACAUGA